AUGUCCAAACCACAGGAGAAAAUCAUCCCUUGCAGGGAUUAUACUGCGGCGUCGUGGUCAGACUCUAUCAAACCCUCCACUACGAGUCGACGAAGACUCCUCAACGGCUUUGCAUACCCGAAGGCCGUCUUCCUCUUGGGUGCGACGGCUGUCGUUUCAGCCAGGGAACCGGAGCUCAUGCCAAAGUCCUACCUCUCCAACAUCGAACGAACCCACAAGCCCUACCCAUUCGCGCCCCUCCAGUCAGCGCCGAGCACCCAACAAACUCGUCAAGCGGCCUCCAUCACAACCUUCAAGCGCUCAUUUUCAAUUUGCGCACGCGCCUUCGCCCUCUUCAACAACAUUAUUUCUUUAAACUUUGAGCCCAGUCUUCUUGCGAAUACACCAUUGCUUCCUACUACCAGAGAAUCCUCUGUGGUUGAUAUAUCUUGGCAGCCCUAUUUAACUGCCACAUACGAUGUGAUACCGGACAGGCUGGCACGCAGGCUGUCAACUGCAACCAAGCCAAAAGAGCAUGGACUACGGCGAAUUCUCCCAUCUACGGAUACUAUUCCAGCUCUUCUUCUAGCAAAUUCAAUUACAAACAAGGAGUUUUCUACAGGGGCUAGUUCGCCGGAGACAACGCCUACCUCUCCAGUGCAGUUCCGUGAUCCGUUCAAGCCGAAUGAUACUUCCCGAACGUUAGACACAUCCCUUACACCAGAGGAAAAUCAUCGCCAGCCAUCCAUAUCAGUUUCACAUGACUCCGACUCACCAAUAUCAGCCCCAGACAAAGCGGAUUUUCACAAGCCCCUCAGUACGGCACCUGCCCGUCCUAAGAUGAGGGCAAUUUCGGCCUCUCUUCCCCCUUUUGCGAAAUCGGAAGGAGCCAUCUUGCUGUCGCCACGAUCGCGUGCAAGACGCAACAUCACAGACCCAAACAUCUUCCGCCGGCCUCUAAUUGCCUCGCGAGCCGAUGGAUUUAUAGUGCCUGGGUUCGUGGGUCCCAGCUGCAAAAAGGCUAUCUCAUCCUCUCGCGUCGAUAUUGGAUAUCUGCGAGAGACCGGGCAACGUCCACUUACUUCAGAUGGUGUGGCUUUGUCCGUCUUGCAGGGCCCAAUCCGUCAGCGGCCGAAACGACAUUCAAUUGCCGCAUCUGAUCCUGCCUCAACUGUUAUUGGCUCUGACGAUACUCGUAUUUUCACUUCGGGUGAGGAGGACGAGACCGAUUUCUUGAGCGACACCGCUUUCGAUUCGAUCCGCACACAUAUCACCACUAGCAGCAAUUCAGGCCUGCAUUCUCCUCGGGUAGAGACCAUCUUUGACAGAGAUCCACCACUCAGCAAUGCGGACGAAAGGUCCUUACAUGUCAAGCAAUUCGCCUCGCAUUAUACUUUCGCUUCUCAGCCGUUUGACGACAGUCACAAUCGUUCCAACCUUAUGCUAACAUCCGUUCCUGUCUCUCUCCCUAGCCCUCAGGGAAAAUAUAUGCAUGAAGAGGAAAGUAGAAUAUCAUUCCCAUCCGAUUUGACGGAUGAUGAAGACACCCAUAGCCUGGUAGCUGCAUUACCUGGAGAAUUGGUUAAACUGGACGAACAGUCGAAAUAUCCAAGAAUGUCUUUGAAUAACUUCGAGGGGGACUAUGCUAGCCGUGAUUUCUUGCUCGCUCAUGGCAGGUCAGAUAUUCCUCUCGAUUUAACGAAAUCCAAUUCGCGCAGCGUUACAAAUGAGAUGCUUGAAUCUUGCCCCAGGAUGAAUAUUUUUGACUGGUCUGAACAACCCAGGAGUGACCGCGAAGUUUCUGGGCCCGAUGGACGUCCCCGCACGGUCCAUGGAAAACAUGGGCCUGGGCUCCGAGGUAGUCGAGCACCGGGCCGCAAAGCACCAAAUACCUUGCAUCUUCGGAGCCAAAGCGUCCCGGUAUCGAGAGAGUAUCCAGCUACCAACGAGACACGGCAAACAUCAGGCAAGUUUGGCACUUGGGGGUUAGGCAGCAAGGGUGUUAGUGAAGACUGGGAUAGUGACUUCGAGUUUGAGGAUGCGGACGAGAGUACAAUCAGCGAGAGCAUACGGGCGAGCAAGAACGUUGCCCGGCGCAGCAUGGUAGUCCCUCAGGCUAUCAUGGAACGCCAAGCCAGUCUUCAUGGACAGUUUGGACAGGUUCAAGAGCUGACCCUGUUAGUUGAAGAACUCAAACGCCUUCGCCGUCAAGCUAGUUUCUUGAACAUUGUACGUGGACCAUCUAAUGAACUGUGGAAAGAAGCAGAGGGCUCCCCGUCCUCUCUCACCUUCAGUUUUGACGAUUCUGAGGAAGAAUCGGCCAAAACGAACGAACCCUUCAAACGAGCCAGUGGAGAGUCCUGGAGAGCUUCAUUCUCUGAGCCAUUAGGUCCAACCCAAAUCACUGCCGAUUCUGAUCACAAGGAAACCCCUGUCAAGGCAAAUUCGGUGCUAGAUUUGAUCUACCAGCAACGAAUAUCUCGCGAUUCAUCCUUCAUGGAUUGUCAACCCCCCAGGUCAAAAAAACUCCCCUUCGAUACACAGUCCCUUCGUGACCUCGUUAUCCGAGCCGGUGUUGUAACCCGUGCUCUCAAGGAAGUAAUUCGCAGGGCUGAGGGAGUCGCACCUGAGUCCGAUGAGAGCAUGCAUCAUUCUGUCCCUCCGUUCAGCCGGAUAUUCAGUCAAUCUUCUAAUGAUGAUGUUUCGACUUUUGAGAGGCACUGCAUUGCUUAA
Aspergillus nomiae NRRL 13137 is the source of this 2712-nucleotide messenger RNA. RefSeq lists its product as uncharacterized. Gene Ontology annotation, biological process: regulation of mitotic cytokinesis. Bases 1 to 2712 code for a protein of 903 amino acids. Gene Ontology annotation, molecular function: GTPase activator activity. NCBI's taxonomy places the organism in Eukaryota, Fungi, Ascomycota, Eurotiomycetes, Eurotiales, Aspergillaceae. The record is from RefSeq and is a predicted model, not a curated record. The transcript has 3 exons.